Messenger RNA from Hyaloscypha bicolor E, 899 nucleotides. RefSeq lists its product as uncharacterized. The record is from RefSeq and is a predicted model, not a curated record. Bases 152 to 682 code for a protein of 176 amino acids. Lineage: Eukaryota; Fungi; Ascomycota; Leotiomycetes; Helotiales; Hyaloscyphaceae. The transcript has 2 exons.
CAUUGGCGAGUUGCUUCACAGGAUUUACUGGGUUUACCGCGGGCGGACCGUUGUAUUCAAAAGACUUUACGCUGAAAGAUCGCUGGCUUCGGCUUUUCAGGCCCGUAAAUUGCGCUGUAUUGGAUGUUCUCCUGCCACCCGUUGCCCGGAGAUGGAACAAUAUUUCGGCUUGGGCAAAGGUUCUGAAACCUCAGUUACAUCGCAUAACCUUGCAAAGCUCGGCCAAUUGAUAGAGGGAGGGAUCGCUGGAACUCUCCCUUCAAGUCACUCGGGCGACAUAUUUCUACGAAGACUUUUCAACGUUCUUUUUUCAAAGCUCCCGUUCGCUGGCUCAUGGAAUUCUGGGUACUAUCCAAAGAUACCCGAGCCACUCCCAGGGCCAGGUUGGCCAGCGGGGCUAGUUGCGUUCCUCCUCGCCAUCACCGCCAGUCAUAUUUUUGAAUUUUUGGAUUCGCACUUAUCUUCGACUUCGACAUCUUCUAGGACCUCGAAUCACUGGAUUCUCAAAGAUAUGACUGCUUCGAAUAUCUUUCGGUGGUCGUUUCAGCUUCAUAACAUAGACGUGUGUGUGAAAUACGGUUCGGAACCGAAUCUUCCAUCCGCCAGGAGGAAUUCAGCACACCUCAAAUCUAGGGCCAAUCUUGCAAAUUGGUCCAAGCGAGCUCGUUACCAACGAUAUUGAGGCCCUGAAAAGGAAAUGCGCCGUUCGAUCACCAUAUCCCUGAUCCAAUUGGCAUGAUUGUUUGCGCUUACUCCGGAGCGCAACAAUGUACUUUCUGGGGGAGACAAGGAGAUGCACAGUGCCCUUCGAGCGAAGCGCUGAAGGUGGUGGCAGCUUACUCGGGAAAGGAGACAACACUUUAGAACAAUCCCUUGAUGCAAAUAUUGAACACCUCAUC